AUGUCUGCUAUGGAUAUUGAUGACGCGCCGGUAUCUAUUGCGUCUAGAUUUCAGACGCAAGAGCAGAAAACUGGUGCUACUAUUCUCUGUUGUAACUGUGCCGCUCCUAUCGAUGGAACAGCAUCCGCCGGCGCUCUCUGUUAUGACUGCGUAAAACUCACUGUCGAUGUAUCGCAAGGUAUUCAAAGAGAAGCCACCGUACACUUUUGUCGAGAUUGCGAACGAUGGUUACUCCCACCUCAAACCUGGAUUGUCGCCUCCCUCGAAUCCCGAGAACUUCUCGCCCUCUGCCUAAAGAAACUUAGAGGUUUACAUAAAGUCCGAAUUAUCGAUGCGAGUUUCAUUUGGACGGAACCCCAUUCUCGAAGAAUCAAGGUUAAGCUUACUAUACAAGAUUCGGUAUCGGAUGGUGUAGUGUUACAACAGACCUUUGAGAUCGAAUAUGUCGUUGCCUACCAACAAUGUCCCGAUUGUGCGAAGUCCUACACUGCGAAUACAUGGAGAGCUUGCGUGCAAGUUAGACAGAAGGUCCCUCACAAGAGGACUUUCUUGUUCCUGGAACAAUUGAUCUUGAAGCAUGGUGCACACAAGGAUACUAUUAAUAUCAAGGAAGUGAAGGAUGGUUUGGACUUUUUCUUCGCAGCACGAAAUUCGGCGGAAAAGUUUGUCGACUUUUUGAACUCCGUGGCCCCUAUUACAUCAAAGAAGUCUCAGGAACUCAUUUCCAUGGAUAUUCACACAUCUACCAAAUCCUACAAAUUCUCCUUCUCCGUCGAGGUGGUACCAAUUUGUAAGGAUGAUUUGGUUGCGCUUCCGAUUAAGUUGGCAAGGUCGGCUGGAAACAUUUCUCCUCUGGGUCUCUGCUACCGAAUUGGUAAUUCGAUUAAUAUUCUUGAUCCACAAACACUUCAGACUGCGGAAAUCAGUUGCCCUAUCUACUGGCGUGCACCAUUCAAGCCUUUGGCCGAUGUUCAGGAAUUGGUGGAAUUCAUUGUUAUGGACAUUGAGCCCCUUGGACCUACAAAGGGACGAUGGGCGCUUGCUGAGGCUACCGUCGCUCGUGCAUCUGACCUCGGAAUAAACGACAGAACCUUUUACACAAGAACGCAUCUCGGAAAUGUAGUUCAUCCAGGAGACUCUGUCAUGGGAUACAUGAUGACCGGCACCAACUUCAAUAACCCCCAAUACGACGCCCUCGAAGCAUCCAGCAACUAUGCAUCAAAGAUUCCCGACGUAAUGCUUGUCAAGAAGUUGUACGCAAGAAAGAAGAAGUCUAAGAACAGAAACUGGCGUCUCAAGCGUAUGGGUAAAGAAGAAGGAGAGGUCUUACCCAGGAAGCAAGAUCAAGUGAAGCAGGAUAGAGAUUAUGAGAUGUUCUUGCAGGAUGUCGAGGAAGAUCCUGAGCUUAGACAGACACUUGCUUUGUAUAAGGCUCAAAAGGCACAGGAGGCGGAUGCUAUGAGUGUAGCGGAGACCAGUGAUGGUGAAGAUGAGACGCCAAAGAUUGAUGUGAAUGAGCUGCUGGAUGAGUUCAAUGAGCUAACUGUGAAAGAUGAUCAAUUGGUUUAA
This is a messenger RNA of Sclerotinia borealis F-4128, 1569 nucleotides long. The record is from the annotation of a GenBank genome assembly. NCBI's taxonomy places the organism in Eukaryota, Fungi, Ascomycota, Leotiomycetes, Helotiales, Sclerotiniaceae.